Spirodela intermedia is the source of this 4699-nucleotide messenger RNA. NCBI's taxonomy places the organism in Eukaryota, Viridiplantae, Streptophyta, Magnoliopsida, Alismatales, Araceae. The record is from the annotation of a GenBank genome assembly.
AUGCGCCUCAACGACGGGUCGGUAGCACGGAGAUUAAGUACUCUGGGGAAGCACCUUGUGGGAGACCACUACUACGACUGUACGACGACCAACAGCUCCUCCGAUCCGAUCACUCCCAUGGCGUCCCAAGGUGCUGACGAUCGGACGAUCUCGCCGUCUCCGACGUCGGGGGGUAUUACAGGCGGUUCCGUCUUUGGUCACGUUGCGCAGGCUCCCGAGGAUCCGAUCCUUGGGGUAAUUGUCUCUUUUGAUGGUGUUUUGCUUUUUGUGUACGUCGAUCUCCGAUCUCGUGGCCUCUGAAGGCUUGCGGUUUAUUUUUCCAAUAAUUUGAGGAUGUCUGAUUUAUUGUCCUUUUCUGGCUGUCAGCCUGCCUUUGUUUUUUUCUUUUUUGAUCUGUGGUUGAGAGAUGUUUUUCGUUUUCAAUGUUGUCCUGUGGGUGGAUAGUUCCUCUGGCUUUUAUUUGGUUCCGCUAUAUCUGUUUUAUUUUGUUCAUUUUCUAUAUUUUUUAUUUUCACGUUUUUAUGCCCAACCGAUCUUAAUUUUCCGCAUAUUUGUUAGUACGUUCCCGAAAUCUUUUUCUCCUCUUUUGAUCGUCGUUUUUCAUAAUUACGUUUGGAAGCGGGCGAACGAACGGGUUUGUUCUCCCCUCUGAAUCUGCUGAUAUCUUUGCGUAUCGUGUGAUAUGUACGACCUGGGCACGCACCUUUGCUACGUCUGUUUAUGUACUGUCGUUGGUAUAAAAAUUCUUCACUACUGUUUGUAAACUCUCUUAUAAAUUUCUUCAAUUUUUUUUUGCUGUUGAAAGGUGACCGUCGCCUAUAACAAGGAUCCCAGUCCUGUCAAGGUUAACCUAGGAGUUGGUGCCUACCGCACGGAGGUGAGACGUUCACGUCAAUAUGAUCUUUUCCUGCCGGCUAUUGUCACACGUCAGUCCUUAAAAGAUAAACAUUUUACAUGUUGUUUCGACCUAUGAGUCUGUGUCAUAUCUGGUGAAUUUUAUUUAUGACGUGUAACUAUUUUUAUUUCAUUUUUUGAGCUAAUUCUUGCCAUGUGUGGUGUAUUUAUGCUUUUACAGGAAGGGAAACCCCUUGUUUUGAAUGUAGUGAGAAGAGCUGAGCAGCUAUUGUUGAACGAUCCGUAAGUUCUUCAUUUGAACAUCUUGAAACAUGUAGGCAUCUUAUUAGUUAACGGAAAUUCUUUGAGAAAGAUGGUAGAAGAAGUUCCCUCUGCAACAGAAAGGGCUUUACCUUAUAGUUUUUGGGUUGAGAGGUGUGAUGCUGAACUGUCAUAAUGUUCUUCCUGCAGGAAUCGCAUUAAAGAAUAUCUUCCUAUCACAGGGCUUGCAGAAUUCAAUAAAUUAAGUGCAAAGCUAAUUUUUGGUCAAGACAGGUACGGUAUUUCAUGGACAUCUGCCGUGGUUAUAGGGCUAUGUAUAUCACUGUUAUUGAGAUUUCUAAAUGUAAUUAUUCCUCCCAGACCCCCUUCCCCCAAGCCGGUGGGUGCGACUGUACAAUGGCUUUACUGAAAUUUUUUAAUCAUCUAAUCAAAUGAUGAUUGAAUGCCACAUUUUAACUUUAUCUUUGAUCAAGUGCAAACUGUUGUCAACCUGUGGGAAUGACUAUGACAUCCGCGAAGUUUAUUUAAAAUGAACCUGUUUUCUCUAACUAGACGGCCACAGUGUGUAUAACGAUGACAGCUUGGGAAGUUAUUUAGAAUGGACCUGCUUUUUUUUGCUUGUAAGACAUUGUUUAUGAUCAGGGAAAAUUGAUUUUACUUGGCUAUCAUUUAUUUACUUUUCAUAGUUCAACAAUUGAUUCACAAAACUGGUCUCAAAGUAAUGAUCAGAGCCAUUGACACGUUUGACAAGCUUGCAUUUAUCUACGCAUCAAUGACAGAGGUAGGGCCGUAAUGUGUAUGAAACAUAUAUCUUAGUGUAUGUUUUCUUGUUUUUGACAGUACAUUUAAUAUAUUCUUAAAUUGGUGGGUUGUGCGGAAGAUUUCAUUUUUAACUAACUCAAUGACUCUGCUUGUUCUGAUGCAGCCCUGCUAUUCAAGAAAACAGGGUGACUACUGUUCAGUGCUUAUCAGGUACAGGUUCAUUGAGGGUUGGAGCUGAGUUUCUGGCAAAGCAUUACCACGAAGUAAGCAUCUCAUCUUUCCUACCUACGUUCGUUACAGAAAAAAGAAAAUGUUUGGACUAGUCUUGUAAGGAAAUCUUGUUUCCAGCAUACUAUCUACAUUCCACUGCCGACAUGGGGAAACCAUCCAAAAGUUUUUACAAUAGCAGGAUUGACAGUGAAGACAUAUCGUUACUAUGAUCCAGCCACACGUGGAUUAAACUUCCAAGGUCCUUUUCCAUGCCUACAACAUAAAAUUUCAUUUCCAAUUUUCUUUCUUUUUUUUUCUGUUAUUUUAUCCUUAACUUUUCCAAGUGCUUUUUCGUGUGUUAUUUUAAUUGUUUAUGGAGUUUGAAUGAAUAGUAUUCAGAAGCUAUCAAAUUUUCGUGGUAUUUUCCUCGUUCUUAAUUGGAAUCGGCAUGUUACAGGUCUCCUGGAAGACCUCAGUGCUGCCCCUUCGGGUGCAAUAGUGCUUCUCCAUGCGUGUGCUCAUAAUCCUACCGGAGUUGAUCCAACUCUUGAUCAGUGGGAGCAUAUCAGGCAGUUAAUGAGAUCAAAAGGGUUGCUACCUUUCUUCGACAGUGCCUACCAGGUCCCUACUGCAAUCUAUCUAUCUAUUCCCGUAUUUUUAUCUUUUAUAAACUCACAGAGCGUGGUAAAUGGAUGCAUACGUGCAUACACUCAGACAAAAUAUCUCUGCAUCCACUCUCGGACUUGUUCCUGUACUGUGCUUUCAUGAUAUCUAUAUAUAUAUCUACACACACUUGGAUUCCUAUAAGCUAUAUAAACUAUCAGUUCCUUUUUUUUUAAUUUUCCAAUUAGGGCUUUGCUAGCGGGAGUCUAGACGCCGAUGCGCAGCCUGUUCGCCUAUUCGUUGCAGACGGAGGUGAAUUGCUUGCAGCACAAAGCUAUGCCAAGAAUAUGGGCCUUUAUGGGGAACGUGUUGGUGCUCUGAGCAUAGUAAGACUCAUAGAACUAUCCGAGUUCCUUCCAUACUGAAAAUCUUGAUCUGAUUUCUUUGAUUAUCUGAUAUUGUGAUUCCAUCAUUUCCAAAAUGGGGCGACAGACGUCCACAUCAUCGAUUAAAGUUGUAACGAAAAGCCAUCUAAUCGUCGCUCAUGAGAUCCUGUUCCUGUGACCGGGGCGGGCUCGCAGAAGCUAGGCUAAUAUAUAAAAGAAAAUCCAUAUUAAAUGAUGCAUUUUUCGGCUUUAUAUUUUUAAUAAGAAUAAUAUCCUGACAGAAAUUAGAUGACUCUUAGCCUGAUGAACGUCGUUCUCUCUUCACCUUCCAGGUGUGCAAGACGAGGGAUGUGGCAGUGAGGGUUGAGAGCCAGUUGAAACUUGUCAUCAGGCCGAUGUACUCUAAUCCUCCUAUCCACGGUGCAUCCAUUGUCGCCACCAUCCUCAGGGACAGGUAAUAUAGGAAAAUUAAUAUCGGCCUCCGCGUGAAUAAUUCCUUCAAAUGCAGGGGGGGUAUGCGAAAAAAAUCAUAACAAGAACAAUCCAUGUGUAUUUAUUUUCGAUUUUACACCCUUUUUGCCCUGGUCAAUGAUCCUGUCAGCUCGAUCGGUGGAAGCUUCUGAUAAUGCUGAGAGCUGUGUACUUUAAUGGGUUGGGUUCGUUUUAUGGUGGAUGAUUCCUUUGCACUUGGAUUGCAGAGAAAUGUACGGUGGAUGGACGAUCGAGCUUAAGGCCAUGGCUGACCGUAUCAUCAGCAUGCGUACCCAGUUGCAUGAAGCUCUGCUGGCCAGAGGUGUGUGGACAAUUUUGCCCUCCACAUCUUUCAUUCAUUCGUUGAUGUUCUCAUUUUAUAUACACAAUCUUGCAUUCAUUGAUCCUUUGGAACACAUUGAUCCACCUGUUCAUCUUUUUGACCUUCAUUCAACCCCUCUGACACCACCUGAACAAACAACUCCUGAGAAAAUUUAGAGAGAGAGUAGAUGAUGGGCAUGCGCCAUUACUAUUUCAAGGUCCAGUCGUCUGUGUCGCUGCUGAUCAAUCUUCCUCCUCUUUUGACUUUUCCAGUGGAAAAACUGAGACCUUCAACCCGGACACCUAGACAAACACCUCCUGACAAACUUGAGAGAGAGAGAGAGAGAGAGAGAGAGAGAGAGAGAGCAGUGUAGACGAUGGGCAUGCGCCAUUACUAUUUCAAGGUCCUAUAGAUCAUCUUGCUCCUUUUCGUGCAGGGACCCCGGGUGACUGGAGCCACAUAAUAAAGCAGAUUGGGAUGUUCACAUUCACUGGGCUCAACACAGAUCAGGUGGCCUUCAUGACGAAGGAGUACCACAUCUACAUGACCUCAGACGGGUAAGUUCCAUCUUCCUUCUUCCUGUUGACUUUUUUACGGGAGUCAAACCCCUCAAUCAAUACCUUCCGCACCCCCCGCCGUUCUUGGGGUUGAAUUCUGUUCCAAAGAUAGAAUUAUUCCUCCCCAGUUGACCAAUUCACCGCGGCGCCGUGCUCAUCUGUUUCUUUCUGCUUCCCUUCUCCACAGGAGGAUCAGCAUGGCGGGCCUCAGCUCUCGCACGGUGCCUCACCUCGCUGACGCCAUCCACGCCGCUGUCACCGGCGCCGUUUGA